Messenger RNA from Striga asiatica, 516 nucleotides. Lineage: Eukaryota; Viridiplantae; Streptophyta; Magnoliopsida; Lamiales; Orobanchaceae. The record is from the annotation of a GenBank genome assembly.
AUGGGUAGUAUUCUGAAGGCCAAGUCUGGUGUCUUGUUGGUUUUGUGUCUGUUGCUGAUUCCUCAUGUCCUGUGUUCAAACUUGAAGGAGGAGAGUCGGACAACAUACAUCGUGAGGGUCCAACCAGGAAUGAAGCCAUCGGGUUUUGCAGGCGCACGAGACUGGAACAGAGCCAGCCUCAAAGGAAAUUACAAGCAUGACGAGGAGAGGUUUGUUCACGUUUAUGACAAAGCGUUCCAUGGCUUCUCAGCUAGAUUGACGAGGCAAGAAGCCGCGCAGCUUUCAGGCCAGCCGGGGAUCAUAUCCAUUGUGCCCGACCGCCUUCACCAACUCCACACCACUCGCUCUCCUACUUUCCUCGGCAUUCAGUCGAAGUCCUCUGCCAGUGACAAUAACGGGCAGCUGUCGGAGUCCGAGUUGGGGUCGAACGUGAUCAUCGGCAUAUUCGACAGCGGCAUCUGGCCCGAACACCGAAGCUUCCACGACCAAGGUCUCGACCCCAUCUCUCCCGACAUC